Molecule: messenger RNA, 1755 nt
Organism: Penicillium cinerascens
Lineage: Eukaryota; Fungi; Ascomycota; Eurotiomycetes; Eurotiales; Aspergillaceae
Product: glycoside hydrolase family 47 protein
Exons: 4
Coding region: 1-1755 (584 amino acids)
Biological process (GO): N-glycan processing; carbohydrate metabolic process
Cellular component (GO): endoplasmic reticulum; membrane
Molecular function (GO): mannosyl-oligosaccharide 1,2-alpha-mannosidase activity; calcium ion binding
Source: RefSeq, a predicted model, not a curated record
AUGAUGCCUUUCUGGGGCCCUGAAGAGCUUGGGCGCCCGCGAAAAAUCACCUCAAAAAGACCCGAGGGUCCGCGACAAACCUGGCUUGGCCCGCAAUGGGUUCUCAUGUCGGCGUUGAUCGGUGUCUUGGCCUUGUCGGCGGGGCUCUUCAUGAGUGACCCGAUUGUUGAGUUUGCACUGGAUUAUGUCCGACCCAUGAACCGAGAUAGCUAUUGGGAGGGGCAUCGAGAAGAAGUCAAGGAUGUGUUUGUAGAAAGCUGGGAUGCGUACUCUAAAUACGCCUGGGGGAAAGAUAUCUUUCACCCCAUCUCCAAAACAGGGGAGCAAAUGAGCCCAAGUGGACUCGGGUGGAUCAUUGUCGACAGUCUAGACACGCUGAUGAUCAUGAACCUAACUUCUCAACUCUCCGAUGCUCGGGAAUGGCUCGAGCGGGACUUGACCUACGACCAGGAUCAAGAUGUCAAUACUUUUGAAACGACCAUUCGCAUGCUGGGUGGGCUACUGUCUGCACACUACUUAUCGACUCAGCUCCCCGAUAUUUCAUCCCGUCGUGACUCUGUUUACCUCGAAAAGGCUGUCGAUCUAGGAGAUCGUCUUCUAAGUGCUUACGAGUCUAGAUCCGGGAUCCCAUACUCCAGCGUGAACAUCGGCACCCGAGAAGGCCUUCGAUCUCACACGGACAACGGAGCGUCGUCAACAGCUGAAGCCACAACGCUUCAGUUAGAGAUGAAAUACCUUGCUAAUCUCACGGGCAAUGAGGUCUACUGGCAAAAGGCUGAAAACGUUAUAAAGGUUGUGGAUGCUCACCGCAGGCCAGAUGGCUUGUUGCCCAUCUUCGUGAGUCCUGAUACCGGAAACUUUCGCUCUAGAGAGAUCCGCCUAGGAAGCCGCGGCGACUCUUACUAUGAGUACCUAGCAAAGCAAUAUUUGCAAACCCGAGGACAAGAGCCGAUCUACAGCGAAAUGUGGGAGGAGGCUCUGGCAGGUAUCCAAAAACACCUAGUUACAACCACUAAAUACUCCAAUCUUCAAUUCAUUGCCGAGCUACCAAGGGGUAUCGGUGGGAAGUUGUCUCCCAAAAUGGACCACCUCGUUUGCUUCCUACCAGGCUCAAUUGCAAUCGCCGCAACCGAGGGAAGAGCCGAGGCCGAGGCACGCAAGCUCCCCACCUGGAAUGCUCGAAAAGAAGAGCAGAUGAAGCUUGCGAGAGAGCUCACGAAAACUUGCUGGGCAAUGUAUGCGGUGACGAAAACAGGCCUGUCGCCCGAAAUUGCCUGGUUGAGAGUCGACGAUGCUGAUCUCCAACCCAAUCCUGGGUCAAGAUCACGGGAGAAAAGCAGCGAUGAUUUGGAAUCUUGGAAAAAGGAUUUCAAAAUCAAGCCCCUGGAUUCGCAUAACCUACAGCGCCCGGAAACUGUGGAGAGCCUCUUCUUGUUGUUCCGGGUUACGGGAGACCCUGUCUAUCGGAAAAGGGGAUGGGAGAUUUUCAAAUCAUUCAAGGAGCACACGCUCGCUCCCGAUGGCGAGGGUUACUCUUCUUUGAACGAUGUCACCAAGAUUCCUUCACCACCACGCGACAACAUGGAGAGUUUCUGGCUGGCCGAAACUUUGAAGUACUUGUACCUCCUUUUCUCCCCUAGGAACUAUCUCCCGCUUACGGACGUUGUUUUCAACACAGAGGCGCAUGUGUUCCCUCGGUUUGAGCUGAACAAAUUCCAAACUGGCUGGACACGAAAAGCGCGCUCUAAAGCAUGA